GAGUUUCGACUUCUCAUCCUGCGGCCGGGUAGCCAAUCGGACGACUUGGUCAUCAAUUUGGCAACAGAAAACUUUGCUUCAACGAAUCAAUACGUUGCGAUCUCGUACUGUUGGGGCAGUUCUGAGAAGCCAAAGGACUUACAAUGCAUUAGCCAGACCUCAAUACGAAAUCCGGGUAGCGAAGGUAUUUUUUCCACUGGUCGAUUGCCCAUCACGACCAACCUGGACCGAAUGCUGCGCACAUUGAGGUCUGAAGAAGGCUUCCUUGUUGCCUGGAUUGACGCGAUAUGUAUCAAUCAGGAUGAUGUAACUGAGAAAGCUCAGCAAAUCCAAAUGAUGCACCGGAUUUACAGCAAGGCAGCAGUCACAAUCCUUUAUGCUGGAGAAGAUGAUGAAGAAACAGUUCCUGCGUUCCAAUGCAUAAAAUGCGUUUCACCAAGAGGCCAAGAGUCCAGCGUAUCCCUUGUGAAAGCCUUCUCAAAUCUACUCUCCCGCGAUUGGUUCCAAAGAGUUUGGGUGAUGCAGGAGGUUGUGUUGUCUCCGAGAAAAAGG
Westerdykella ornata is the source of this 552-nucleotide messenger RNA. Its product is annotated as HET-domain-containing protein. The transcript is spliced from 2 exons. The annotation marks the transcript as partial. The record is from RefSeq and is a predicted model, not a curated record. NCBI's taxonomy places the organism in Eukaryota, Fungi, Ascomycota, Dothideomycetes, Pleosporales, Sporormiaceae.